Messenger RNA from Solanum lycopersicum (tomato), 1078 nucleotides. The record is from RefSeq and is a predicted model, not a curated record. NCBI's taxonomy places the organism in Eukaryota, Viridiplantae, Streptophyta, Magnoliopsida, Solanales, Solanaceae.
CGUCACGUAAUAUACCACGAGCCCCAAAUCCCGUAGACAACUCAUCCGACGCGUUCCCCAAACCACGCCUAAAAAAAUUCUGACAUUUCUCCUUCACCUUUAUAUAUAUUAAAUGAAUUUCUCAGCAAAUCUACAAAACAGACUCAUUUGAAUUUCUGAAAAAAAUAUUGCUACCAUGGGAAGUGUAGGUGAUUCGAAAACUCAUCAGAGGAAACCCAGAUUUUUGUGCCUUCAUGGAUUUCGAACAAGUGGGAAAAUUUUGAAGAAGCAAAUAUUUGAUAAAUGGCCAACUGAAGUUGUGGAUAAAUUAGAUCUAGUUUUUGUUGAUGCGCCUUUUCCAUCUCAAGGAAAAUCUGAAGUUGAAGGCAUCUUUGACCCUCCCUAUUACGAGUGGUUUCAAUUCAAUAAGGAAUUUACAGAGUAUGAGAAUUUUGAUAAAUGUCUUGAAUACAUAGAAGAAUGUAUGAUCAAACAUGGACCUUUCGAUGGUCUUCUUGGUUUCUCUCAGGGGGCAAUUCUUUCCGGAGCAUUGUCGGGGUUGCAGGCUAAGGAAGUGGGACUUACAAAGGCAUCAAAAAUUAAAUAUCUGAUCAUAAUUGGAGGUGCUAAAUUUCGGAAUAAAUCAGUGGCCGAAAAAGCUUAUUCACCAGCAAUUGCAUGCCCUUCCGUUCAUUUUUUAGGUGAGCAAGAUUACCUAAAACAGUAUGGGAUAGAACUGUUGGAAUCAUGUGUUGAUCCAGUGGUGAUUCAUCAUCCUAGGGGUCACACUAUACCAAGAUUCGAUGAGAAAGGAUUAGAGAGCAUGCUUAGUUUCAUUGAGAAGGUGCAAGAAGAGAUUAGUACAAGUGAACAAGUUUGAUGAAAUUACAUUUUUAUAUGAUAGAUAGCUCCUCCUUUGGGAAGUAUGUCUUAUCUUUAAUUUCUUAAAAAUAAUAUGGCUUUGAAUAACUUAAAUUUUUUGACGCUCUACAAAAGAAAAAUUCUAGACCUUAGAUGAAAAGUUACAGAACUAUGGCCUUUGUUAUUGUAUUUAUGGCAGUAUGCCAUUCGAUUAUUUCACUACAUCCUUCGAUUUGUC